UGAGCGCGAAAUUUCAAAUGUAGGAACGAGAGCAGCAGCUUGAGUUCAGUCACUGCACACAAUAAUAACGAGUUUAACGAUUUUUUUAGUGUUUGUAAGUGAAUGAACUACUUUAGUAAAUGGAGUAACAACAGUUAGUCUACUGUACAGCUGGGGAAAAGAUAUUUUUUUUUUAAACCGGAACCAAAUGGAUAUCAACACGUAUUUACAAUGUUUUGAAAGCAGGUUGAGCUCCUACACCGGAGACGACCCUCUGGAUCCAUGGGACAAGUUUGUGCAGUUUCUGGAGCAGAGGUCACCUGCAGAAGGUGGCAGUGGGAUGUCGGUGGUGUUCGACUCGCUGGUCCAGAGGUUUCUGAACGACGAGCGAUACGCAAAUGACACCAGAUAUGUGGACUACUGCAUCAAAUGUGCCAGUUUCUACGCCGACCCUGUGGCGCUCUACAGCUACGUCUUCAGUAAAGGCGUCGGCACCAGGACGGCGGCACUGUAUGUGGCGUGGGCGCGUCACUUUGAGCAGAAGGGUCUGAACGAACAGGCCGACGCCGUGUAUCAGAAAGCAGUGGAGAACCAGGCGCAGCCGGCAGACGCUGUUCUCCAGGAGUACAGACAGUUUCAGAUCAGAACCAGGAGCCUGACACCAGGAUCAGGAAGCGUGGCUCCUUUACAGACGUCACAUUUAACCAAUCAGAUGUCGUCUCACAGAGAGCCAGUCGCUCAGAGCAAGACGUCUGUGGACCUUCUGGCCAAACCACCCGCCGUUAAAACGGUCGUAACACUCUCCCGCUCUGAGAAUUCGGGCGUGACUCGCUCACACCAGGACUCCGGCGUUCACACCGUGUCAGAGUAUCUGAAGGACGAGCUGCUCCGUGACGGGACUGAACUGUCCUUCGAGGAAGCUCGGGCAGCGAGGUACUUCCGUACGCUCCAGGAGAGGCAGCAGAGGGAGACGAGAGAAAUGGUAGAGGACUUGGUGAGGAAGCAGCUGGAAGGAAUACGCAGCAUCAAGUCCGAGUUAGAGAAGGUCGAUGGAGUUUUAGCGAACCAGCCUGCGUCACAGAAGGUGUGUGUUGUUGAAGCCGCCUCCUCUCUGGUCGGUCAUCCCACCCAGCAGCCGCUUGGUCGCCCCCCUCGGCCCUGGAACCCUCUGAGCAGCAGACGCUCUCUCGGCUUGACGUUACUCGCCAAACCAACCUUCAUGCAAGACGCCGCCGUCCAUGAAGGGAACCACCCCGGACCUGCGGACACGAGUGAUCUGAGCGCGGAGGUAUCCCAGCAUCCCUCUGUCCUCCCUGACAGGAGCGUUCAUUUACAACAACCGGCACUGAAUCCAGCACCGACGCAUCCCGCGUGUCCCCGGUCAGAGCAGGAGAACCAGCCGCUCCACAGACCCGUCUCUGCCCCCACACCUGUCCCUGCUUUGGUUCAGCCCAGCAGCUGGGAACACAACCACACGCACCAUGACGUCAGUCAGCUUCAGGAGCCUGAAGAGAAACUGAACAUGUCACAGGGAGGCUCGGUCAACCUUUCUCACGUCACUCCUAACACUUCACUGGGCUUUGUUCAGGCCACACCGUCCAGGGUGCUGCCGUCACCCACGGUCAACACGCGGGAAGCACUGGAUUUGAUCAUGGACAUGUUCCAGGCUCCGACGCUCUUAGAAGAUCCCUUUGACGACUCGUCAGUUGUCCACGCCGCCGAGAGAGAGUUUGAGAGCAGAUUCCAAAGAAAUGGAGGCUCCUCCGUGUCGUCAAAUCCCCCCGCGUCCGCUCCGUUCACCAUCUUCCAGGACGAUAAUGACAAAGAAAAUGCCAGUGCUCCUGCUGCUGCUGUUGCUCCUGCUCCUGCUCCUGCUCCUGCUCCUGCUCCUGCUGUGGUGGAGAAGCUUAAACCAGCCCGAGCUCUGGCUGAAAUCCCAGUGUCAAAGCCAGAAAAACCUAAUGAGACUCCUCCAGAUCUGAUGCCGGAUGAGAGCGCCAUGUGGGGAGCUCGCUACAACCCCCUCAACUCUCUGGCCGCGUGUCCCAACAACACCACCGACUUCGCCAUGUUGGCCCAGUUUGUCUCCACGCCCUUCACUCACAAAACGCCCUUCAGCAGCAACUUCUAUCCAGACCGAGAAAACACCUGCGACGGCAGCGAAGCUGACGACGACGCUUUCACCAGACAUCAGCCCAAAAAACUGAGUCCCAUCAUCGAGCAGAGUCCGUCCGAGGAGACGCUCUCUGAGACGGGCGCUAGUCGACUCGAGGCAUCCUCGGUGAGGCGCGGCACCAUCGUCGGCGAGGGCCUCGCCGCCACCGCCAGCCGGCACUGUCUGAGCAGCUCAUCCAUCACCAUGGUGCAGCCGCCGCCUCCUGCUGUCCUCUCCUUCAGAGACCACACACUUUGUCCCACUGAGUCCUCCAGCACCAGAGCCAGCAGCUGGGAGGAUUUCAGCAGCCCUGAGCAGGCGCAAAAACCCUCCACACUGCCCCUGCAGGCGUCUGAAGAGACUUCAGUCCAAUCAAAGACGGAGCCGUUUAAAAUCAUGGAAGAUGAGGAGGAACCCGCUGAACCGGACCAGAACCAGAAGCCAGUCUACGAUGUUCCCAUGAGUCCGGACUGCGCCCUCAAACCAGACUGGAUGACCAUCAAAAGUCCUGAGGCUAUGGUCCAGCCGGACCUGGACCUGGAUGUAUUCCUGAGUCCACACAGACCCAGCACCGUGAAUAGAACCCAGGACGUCCACAUGGUCAGAACGCCCCGGCGGACUGGAAGCCUGCGGCUGGUGUCGGACCCCUGGGACAACGACCUGGUCUGUGACCUGCUGACCUCACUGACCCCGCCCCUCACGCCUCUGCUCACCCUGGCGUCUUUGUGUAUUGUGUGUAUUCAUCGACGGCCUCAGGUCCAGAAACCGGCCAAUCCCUGGGAGUUUUACAUCCACACUCAGCUGGACACACGUCUGUCCCCGGAUGUCCGCCAUCUUUACGGCAGCGUCCGCUCGGCUCACCUCUUCCACAACGCCAGCGUCCUGCUGGAAGAGCUGCACAACUACGGCACCCUGCUGAACGUGGUGAACAUGUACAAGUGUCUCAGUGACAAAGUGAUGCCUCAGCCUCUGGUCAUCUACUUCACCGUCUGCAUCCUCCACAUGGUGGAGCUGCUGCACAGCGUCCACAUCGUCCACGCCGACAUCAAACCGGACAACUUCCUGCUGGGGGAGAGGUUCCUGGAGAACAAGUGCUUCGACUCGGAGAACGUGGACCACGGCCUCGUCCUCAUCGACCUCGGACAGAGCAUCGACAUGACGCUUUUCCCACAAGGCACCGCUUUCACCGCCAAGUGCCUGACGUCGGGCUUCCAGUGCACGGAGAUGCUGAGCGGGAAACCGUGGAACUACCAGACGGACUACUUUGGAAUCGCAGGGACCGUUUACUGUCUGCUGUUUGGGACGUACAUGCAGGUGACCAACGAAGGCGGAGUCUGGAGAACCAACGCUGUGUUCAGAAGAAACCCUCACAGCGACCUCUGGCUGCACUUCUUCGACACGCUGCUGAACAUUCCAGACUGCGGCUCCCUGCCCAGUCUGCGGCGCCUCCGCGGUCAGCUGACCGGCGUCCUGCAGCAGAGCUACAGCAGCAAACUGUCGACGCUCAAGAGCCGCCUGGUGGUUCAGCUGCUGGAGAGCCGGAAAACCAACCGCAGGUGACGACAGCGGCCACCGCGGCGACGACUCCUCCUCUUCCUCCUCCUCCUCCUCCUCUUCAUCUUAUUUUUAUUCUUAUUUUCUUUAAAACAGAUUCAGAGAAAUCGGUGAAGGUUUAGAUUCAAACGUUACAGCGCGUGUUUUUAGUUUGUACUGAAUUUGUACAUAUGAAAAAUGUAAUUAUUAUUUAGUUUAGAUUUUUACGUUUAUCAGAUUCUACAUUGUUAAAAGUUCACAAAGUGAAAAUUGUUUGUUUUCUUCUCUGAAAAAGAAUAAACUUUGUGUUGAAGUA
Molecule: messenger RNA, 3983 nt
Organism: Solea senegalensis (Senegalese sole)
Lineage: Eukaryota; Metazoa; Chordata; Actinopteri; Pleuronectiformes; Soleidae
Gene: bub1
Product: BUB1 mitotic checkpoint serine/threonine kinase
Exons: 25
Coding region: 188-3694 (1168 amino acids)
Biological process (GO): meiotic sister chromatid cohesion, centromeric; protein phosphorylation; mitotic spindle assembly checkpoint signaling
Molecular function (GO): protein kinase activity; ATP binding
Source: RefSeq, a predicted model, not a curated record